Molecule: messenger RNA, 1508 nt
Organism: Prosopis cineraria
Lineage: Eukaryota; Viridiplantae; Streptophyta; Magnoliopsida; Fabales; Fabaceae
Product: protein ZW2-like
Exons: 2
Coding region: 1-639 (212 amino acids)
Biological process (GO): DNA-templated transcription
Molecular function (GO): sequence-specific DNA binding
Source: RefSeq, a predicted model, not a curated record
AUGGCGGACAGGUCAUACCACCAGAAUGUGCUGGGCUCGUUUCAGAGCUUCUUCCACGGAUGGCUUUCGCGCCAACAGGUCCUCUCUCACUACCACCAAUACUUCCAGGAGAAAUCCAGACUCGCCGACGCCGAUGUCUUCCUCGUCUUUUCCCCGACCUGGUUGUCUUCUUACGAGCGGGCUCUCCUCUGGAUUGCGGACUACAAGCCUUCUCUGGUGUUCCAUCUGGUGGACGGCGCCGUCGAUGAUUUAUCGCCGGAGCAGAAGGUGACGCUGGAGCGAGUCAGGGACGAUACCAGGAGGGAAGAGAGGGUCGUGACGGGCGCAAUGGCGAGUGUUCAAGAGAUCCUUGGAGGGCCGUCGAUGCUGCAAUUGGCGAGGCGAGUAGGGAGCCUGGUCGAUGGCGAAAUUGAUGAGCUGGACUCCGCGCUGGAAGUGCUGAAGAAUGCAAUGAUGGGGGUGUUGGAGAGAGCCGACGAGCUGCGAGUGUCGACGGCGAGUAAGGUGUUCGAAAUUCUGAGACCUUCGCAGGCGGUGCAGUUUCUGGCGGCGGCGGCUCAGUUUCAGCUCCGCGUAAGGAGUUUGGGAACGCGGCUGGACUCGCGAUUCAGGGAGGGUCAGGCUUCUUCCCAGUCCUGAUACUUCUGGCCUGUCCGGGUACCUAUCUGCGUGCAUCUUGAGAGGCCAGCACCGUCACAGUGAGGAUCCAAAGCCGUCCAGCCAGUGAGGAUCAGUUGAGCUUUCUAUCGCGUCUCAAAUACUCACAUUUUCGCCUCUUAACGAGUUUCCUUGACUAGGCUUGGAAACCGAACCGGUCGGUGUUUCUUUACCGGUCUACAGUUUUGUCCCCUCCCCCAUUAAACAAAAAACAAAAAAGAAGAGGAGGAGGAGCAACGCAGCUAUAAAUAUGAAGUAAUCAUUGAUCCAUUUUGUUACGCAUCGCACAUGUUUGCUUCUUAAAAAUAAAUAUAAAGAUUUUCGUUGAUGAUGUGGGCGAGUCUCCUUCAAGGUUGACUUGUUAGAAAGAACGCUUUCGAUGAUGAUUAUAUUAAGUAAAUGAAACUUGGUCCUCUGGAGAGCCUAUUGGUUGCCUGGAAGGUAGAGCCUGGCUCUUGGACUCGAAUAAGGCGACUUUUUGUUUUUGUUUUUGUUUUUGUUUUUGUUUUUGUUGGAGUGAGGCUAAUGGAGUUCCCAGGAACAAGUAGCAAGGCUCUGUAUAAUUGGGCCUUUUAUAUAAUUUGCUUUCUUUAUACAACGGGCUUCUGCUGCUUGAGAACAUCAUUCAAAGUUUGAUGCUGACCUAAAGUUCCAGACAAGCUCGCUAAAGAAGCAUUAUCUUGUUCUUUUCUUUUCGAAGUAGCUCCUAAUUUUGUUAGGAGUUUAAUUUCCUUUGACGUGUUAGGAUCUCAAUCCCCUUCUUUGUAAUUUUCUAGACUUUUGGGCUUGCCCUCUUUAUUACAAAAAAAAAAAAAAACAACUUUGAUGCUGACCUCACAUGUUCACGAACA